GCAGCCAUGGCUGAACUCGACGUCGCACCCUCGACGAGCGCCGCGCCCACUCCCCCUCGUCCGUCCACCACCGAGUCGCCCUCGCCUCCUCCGCCAGCACCGCCAAAAGAACCCGCCACAGACGGCAUGCAGACCGACGACCCCUCGCCCGCACCUCGAGACCCAUCACCCGCUCCUCCAGCCGGCGACCCGGCCACCGCCGGCAUGUCGAGCACCACCUCCCGCCGCCCAGCAUCAGCCUCGCCGCCCCGCGAGACGGACGAGCAGCGCGCCGACAAGAAGCGCAAGCUCGAGGUCCUCCAGAACGAGUCGCGCCGGCGCGGCGCCCGCAUGUUUGGCGUCAUGAUGGGCACCCUCCAGCGGGCCAAGCGCGAGGUCAACCAGGUCGAGCAGACCGACGCCGGCCGCAAGCGCGCACAGCUCCAGGGCCGCCUCCGCGACAAGCUCGACGCAGAGCGCAGGGAGGCCAUGGACAAGGAGCACCGCGAGCGCGAGGCAAAGGACCUCAAGCUCGACAUCCUCCGCCGCGAGCAAGAGCUCGCCCACGCCGACAGCAUCUUCCGCACGCGCCAGGCGGCCAAGCUCUCGUCGGCCCGGUUCCUGUGCACGACCUUUACGCCCCCACCUCCGCCUCCCUCGUCCUCUUCCUCCUCCGACCUCGUCCCGCCGCCGAGCAACCCGCGCCUGCCGCACGCCCUCAAGGUGUCGGACCCUCGCGCGCCGCGCCCGAUCUACUACCUCCCCUACCGCCUCCUCCCCUCGCAAGAGGACCGCCUCGACGACCAGCUCGACGCCGUGCGCAAAGCGCGCGACCAGGAGCAGGACGCGUACGACGCCGCGCGCCGCGACAAGGUGCGCGAGCUCGACGACGUGCGGCGCCGCCGGCAGGAGCGCGACGACGAGAUUGAGCGGGCCGCGCGCGCCGAGCGCGAGAGGCGCAGGAGGGAGGUCGAGGAGCGCGAGGAUAAGGAGCGGGCGGCGGCGGCUGAGGCGCAGAAGGCGCGGGAGGGCGACGGUGAGAAGGCGGACCGGCGCAGCACGAGCCCUCCUGCGGCGGCGGCGACGGACGGCGACCGCAUGGAGGAGGACGUCAAGGCCGACGGCGGGUCCGCCCCGACGUCACUCAAGGUGAACGGCGCGGCGGCGGACAAGGUGGACGGCGCGCAGGACGAGGUCAAGGCGUCGGCGCCGGCGAGCGGCGAGGACGUCGCGAUGGACGGGCAGGAGCCGGCGGCUGGCGAGGCGGGCGACGCUCCGGCAGGGGUCGUCGAGCCGGCGACUGAGGGCAUGAACGGUGCGGCAGCAGAGACGGUGGACGAGGCUGCGCCUGCUGCUGCGGCGGCGGCGGCCGCGGCACCCAUCCCGGACGACGAGCUCGAGUACUGAGCGGACUGCGGGGAGGCUUGACUGGAAUUCACAGCUGCGUGUCCCGCUGUG
Molecule: messenger RNA, 1437 nt
Organism: Rhodotorula graminis WP1
Lineage: Eukaryota; Fungi; Basidiomycota; Microbotryomycetes; Sporidiobolales; Sporidiobolaceae
Exons: 3
Coding region: 7-1386 (459 amino acids)
Cellular component (GO): catalytic step 2 spliceosome
Source: RefSeq, a predicted model, not a curated record